AUUUAUUACCUGGUUCAAUCAAAUGUCAAAUGUGGGGUUUUAAACGAGUUGUGUUGGCACCAAACCAAUCUCAAAAUGUCAGAUUACGACCGGGGAAAAUACUACGGAAAAAAGAAGUUUUCCGGCGAGAAUAAAGACUCGUCGAGUUAUGGUCGCAGCUACUACGGCAGGCGCAGCCCCAGCGGGGCCCAAGCCUUCAAAUUCGACAAAGAAUCGAAGCCCGAUAAAGUCAAACAGCCCACGAUUUUGCUCAAAGCUCGGGAACACUCUGAGGAGUCGGCGUCCAAACGAGCCCCAAAAGUGGACGAACUUCCAAUCACGAUUUCCUCGACUGGCUCAGAGACACAAUCAGCCCCCACGGUUAAGUCGAUGAGCAAGAGUGUCAAGUUUUUGGAAGAUUCAGUCUUAUUAGAACACCUUCAAGAGUUUGUGCAGGAAAAUAGCGAUUUUCUGGUCGUGGGGGUUGUGGGGGCCCAAGGGGUGGGAAAAUCAACGGUUUUGAAUCUUAUUGCCCACAAUACAGUGAGCGAAGACUUGAAAGAGGCGAUUUUUCGCAAUUGCGAAGCACGGAACGAGGAUUUUUUGAGUGAAAAUUUCACCGAAAUUAAGCUUGAUGAAGAGAAAGUUAAGAGGGAAAUUUUUAAAAUACAGACGGGGGAAGAUGUGGAAAGCAACAGUAAUGCCACGAGAGGCAUUGACGCGUUUAUCACUUCGAAUCGUGUGAUUUUAUUAGACUGUCAACCCUUUAUGUCUGUUGCUGUGUUAGACGAAUUGGUUCAGAGUGAAAAUAAGCGUUCGAAUAUCGUUAGUGAGUUUAUUCCUUUGGAAAACAGUGGAGAAAUUCAGGGGUUACAACUAACCGCGUUUUUGAUGAGCAUUUGUCACGUUUUAAUAGUAGUACAGGAUUAUUUUUUCGAUAGUAAUGUUGUCCGGUUUUUACAAACUGCCGAAAUGUUAAAACCUACACAUUCAAACCCUGAGGAUGAGCUAAAUGACCAUUUCCCGCACUUGCUAAUGAUACACAACAAAGCACAAAUGGACGAUUUCUCGCCCAGGAAAUUCAAAACCAUUCAAGAAAUUUACAAUUUAUUGUUUGAAAAAACCAAGCUUCAGAAGGACUCAAAUUUGGGGCUGGCUGACGAUAAUUCCGGCGAACUUUUCAACGUGUUUCUCAUCCCGGAAUACAAUCCCAAAUAUGAUAACAUCUACAAUGGACACCCGCCUUUGGAAGACCUUGUAAAAAAAUUAAGGGCCAAUAUUUUAGGCGCGAUUAAAACGCCCUUAACUCACGUUCAACUGACUGAAAAAACGUGGCUUGUGUACUGUUCAAAAGUAUGGGAAAAUGUAAAAAAGAGUUCGUUUUUUAUCGAAUACACUAAACUAAUGCCAUGAAAUAA
Messenger RNA from Tribolium castaneum (red flour beetle), 1397 nucleotides. Its product is annotated as nonsense-mediated mRNA decay factor SMG9. The coding region runs from base 76 to 1392 and encodes 438 amino acids. The record is from RefSeq and is a predicted model, not a curated record. Lineage: Eukaryota; Metazoa; Arthropoda; Insecta; Coleoptera; Tenebrionidae. The transcript has 3 exons. Gene Ontology annotation, biological process: nuclear-transcribed mRNA catabolic process, nonsense-mediated decay.